This is a messenger RNA of Endocarpon pusillum Z07020, 201 nucleotides long. RefSeq lists its product as uncharacterized. The transcript has a single exon. Lineage: Eukaryota; Fungi; Ascomycota; Eurotiomycetes; Verrucariales; Verrucariaceae. The coding region runs from base 1 to 201 and encodes 66 amino acids. The record is from RefSeq and is a predicted model, not a curated record.
AUGGUGAGCGGCAGGGAGAACCAGUCUGGCUGGACAGAGACAUCGCCCUUACUGGCGGAUCAGGCGACCAAUGAACGGGGCCACGAGAUGCAUUUGCGAGAUGCUGUUGUUGAUCAUCAACAGGAGAAUGCUUCAAAGCGUGACUUGAUUUCUAUUCCCGGGAUCAGUCUAGGGCAGGUAUACGACUCAUCCGACGCAUGA